This is a messenger RNA of Colletotrichum acutatum, 954 nucleotides long. RefSeq names its product alpha/beta hydrolase fold-domain-containing protein. The transcript is spliced from 6 exons. Gene Ontology annotation, molecular function: hydrolase activity. Bases 1 to 954 code for a protein of 317 amino acids. The record is from RefSeq and is a predicted model, not a curated record. Lineage: Eukaryota; Fungi; Ascomycota; Sordariomycetes; Glomerellales; Glomerellaceae.
AUGGCGGACCCAAGGACAAUCCACCAACCAAUCCACCCCUCCGUCCGCGCCAAGCUGGACCCGGAAUACGUCGCCCUCCACGAUUCCAUCAUCCAGUACAUGGAACCUUCCGAAGCCCGGCCCUGGGAUCCCGCUUCGCGAUAUCCCCGGCGAGGAGAUCCAGGUGCGCGCGGCUGGCCGUGCUUGGUCUGGCUUCACGGCGGCGGGUGGGUGAAUGGUGGGUUGGAUAGCGAGAAUGGCUUCUUGACGCAUGUUUGUAAAUAUGUAAAGUGCGUCGUCGUCACGAUAAACUACCGCCACGCCCCGGAACACGUCUACCCAGCCGCCGUAGACGACUGCCUCACAGGCCUGAAAUGGCUCUACGACCCCUCCAACGCCUCCCGUCUGGGCAUCAACACAUCCCUCAUCACCAUCGGCGGUCUCUCAGCAGGCGGCAACCUCGCCGCAAUUCUAACAAUGAACCUCACCCUCUCCCCCACCCUCGUCUCCCCGCCACCAAUCUCCCAGCUCCUAAUCUGCCCCGUAAUCGACUCAACCGCAACCGCUUCGACAGGCUGGUCCGCCACCCGCCACGUCCCCUGGCUAACACCCACCCGCAUGGGCUGGUACCAAGACCUCUACUUCGCCCGCGGCGACCUCGACAAGAAGCAGUGGCAGGCCUCGCCGUGCUUCGCCCCGCGCGAGCUGUUGGCCAAGAGUCCGAAGACGUGGCUCGCUGUUGCGGGCGUGGAUUUGUUAACGACGGAGGGGUUGGCGUAUGCGGACCUGCUAAAGGAGAAUGGGGUGGAGGUUGAGAGUGCGGUGUACGAGGGGGCGACGCAUUCUGUGCUUGUGCUUGCUGGUGUGCACCAGAUUAGCAGGAAACUCGUCCACGAUGCGUGUGCCGUGCUGGCAAAGGGCUUUGGGACCUCGUACAAUCCUGCGGCGGCUCCUAUUCUUUCCCAGGAUGAGUAA